This is a messenger RNA of Suillus plorans, 3662 nucleotides long. Its product is annotated as fungal-specific transcription factor domain-containing protein. Gene Ontology annotation, molecular function: zinc ion binding; DNA-binding transcription factor activity, RNA polymerase II-specific; DNA binding. The record is from RefSeq and is a predicted model, not a curated record. NCBI's taxonomy places the organism in Eukaryota, Fungi, Basidiomycota, Agaricomycetes, Boletales, Suillaceae. Bases 246 to 3236 code for a protein of 996 amino acids. The transcript is spliced from 11 exons. Gene Ontology annotation, biological process: DNA-templated transcription; regulation of DNA-templated transcription.
UGCUGACCAAAAUAUUUAACCUGAAUCGUAAUGCUAUGUUUCCCUGUCUUCUUCACUUUCACACCUCCCUUCUGUGACCAAUAUUCACUAUAGGUUAACCGGAUAUCAGGCCAGUCUUAAUUGUCUUUCCGUGACCGUGUUAUUUUAGUUCCCUCAAAGUGCUAUCGUGGAUCUUCCUGAAUCAUUCCUCCCUUGACCCUCCUUUUGAUCUUCGUAUCCUUACAAAUCCGUGCCCACUUCUUCAUAUGCAUUCUACUCGUCCCUACUACUCUUCAAACGUCUAUUCAUCCAAUGUCGUAGAUAUUGGCGACCCUUAUGCCGCAUCCCAGCAGCCCAUGGCCAGCACCUCUAUGGUCACUCUCCAGCAGACCCAGUCGUACUCCAGUGACCAAAAUGCCUACAAAAAGCGAAAGAUCGAGCGAGCCUGCGAUGCCUGUCGCCGUAGAAAGACUAAAUGUGAUGGCCCACGCAUGCCUGGCAAUAUCUGUACCAACUGCGUACAGAAUCGCAAGACCUGUUCUUAUAUCGAAGCUUCGAAACCUAGAGGUCCUCCAAAGGCAUAUAUCACCGGUCUCGAGGACAGGUUGGAAAGAAUGGAGGCACUUUUAAAGCGGCUCCGCCCUGAGGCUGACUUCUCGGAAGACCUUGGUGCACCAGUUGUCCGUGAUUCUUGGAAACAUGAUGCAGAACCACAAUACCGUCGUUCCCCAGAUGAAAAAUCAUCAUCGCCAGUCGCUCAUUUGCGAUCUCGUGGGUCACCUAGCCUACCCCCUGUUGGCAAAUUCUUGCCUUCAUCUAGUGUUAGUGUCAGGAGCCGGCGUUCCGCGGGCACUUCUCGCACUGAUACAGACUUAUCAUCGGACGCAUGCACUUCCUCGGAAAGUGAAGAAGUCGGCGAAUUGAGUCUUUCCCGGGGCAUGAAACGUUUAACCAUUCGUGGGCUCGAGCCUGCCCAGGAACAUGGCUCAUUGGUGGAUAGUCAAGUUCGCUUCCAUGGCAAGAGUAGCUGCUUCAAACUCAUCGAACCAACUCGAAAACUCCGCGAGGAACACAUCAACCGCAUAUUUCAAGAGUCAGGCUCAACUGAUGCCGAGAGUGCGUCGGGUAGUCGUAGCUCACCGGAAUCAACGAGUUCUGUCAUUUUUACACCAACGCGACGACCAGAAUUCUGGACCACGCCUUCAUGGGAAUUUGCUUUCGAAGGUUUCCAAGAUAGGCUCGAGACGCUCCGCCACUCACUAACAAAGGAAUUCCCCCCACCUGACUUGGCUGACAGUUUGAUUAAUUUAUUCUUUCUCCAUAUCAACCCUCAAUGUCCGCUUUUCCAUCGGCCGACAUUUGAGCACCAAUGGCAGCAGGGUCUUCAAGAAAAAGAUCCGUGGUUUGGAUGCCUGUGCUUGGCGCUAUUUGCUGUGGCUAGCCGCUGGUCCGACGAUCCCCGCGUAUUGGAUGGUCAUGCGUAUAACAUACCCGAGGCAGAGAUACCUGAUGAAGAUUGCAAGUGGCAAAGAGCAGGAUGGAAGUACUUCAGCGCAGCAGUUGAUGUUCAUCGCGAUUCUCGCAGCUUGUUUCAUCCCCCUGGCCUGUUUGAGGUACAGACCAUGUCUUUGCUAGGCAUGUUUCUACGCGGUACCGCCUUUCAUCCAGUGGGAUGGCUCUUCAUCAGCAUUGGCCUCCGCAAAGCUCAGGAUGUUGGCGCACACCGCAAGAAGAUUUACGGAGCAAAGCCAAGUGUUGAGGAGGAACUGUGGAAAAGAGCAUUUUGGGUGCUUGUGCUUUACGACCGCAUAGGAAGUGCUGCUCUUGGACGACCAUGUUGUUCUGGGGAGGAAGACUUCGAUGUCGACCUUCCCCUGGAAGUCGAUGAUGAAUACUGGGAAACCAAGGAUCCUGAGAAGGCAUUCCAACAACCACCGGGAAAGCCAUCAAAGAUAGCAGGGUUCAACUCCUAUCUAAAAUUGACUAAAAUCUCCGCAUACGCUUUAAGGACCAUUUAUGCCCUUGACAGGUCCAAAUUAUUGGUUAGUGCCGCGCGCCCGCGGUGGCAUGAAGUUUUGAAUCACCUUAGUGCCGCAAUGAAUGAAUGGGUCGACUCAGUGCCCCCUCAUUUGCAAUGGUCGCCUCACAUGGAAGAUUCAUUCUUCGCUAACCAAUCGGUUACACUGUACACCACCUAUUACCUUAUCCACAUCCUCAUUUACCGCCCCUUCUUACCCGGUUCACUUCGCUCCCUUUCCAAUGCUGCCCCGCACGCAAACAUGCCCGUCCCCUGUAUCGCCAUCUGUGUCAACGCAGGAAAAUCCUGUGCGAAGAUACUGCGGGCACAGAUUCAAAGGGGUAUAUCUAAUAUACCCACGCUCAUUUGCGGGUCGCACAUGUGCGCUGCGAUUCUUCUCAUGAACUUUUGGGAUUUGAAGUGGCAAGAGCGCAAUCAACUCCAGUCUGGUGGAGUGGAGGAUGUGAAGCCGACACUUGCGGUUGCGAUGGCAGAGCUCCUUGAAGAUGUCUCCUUUUUCAUACAAGUGCUUGAACAUCUGAAACCGCGAUGGAGAAAUGCCGAGAUGUAUCUAAAGGACCUUAGUAGUUCAAUGCCACACAGCCUCAACGGCUCUGGAAGCGGUGGUCACAAAGGUAAUCUGUCACUCCAAGGCUAUGGGGGCAAAGACGACGCGCACACACUGUUGCCGCUACCAGAACAUCAUGCCCAUCCUCCGGAUUAUCCCCCUAAUCCCUCAUCAACCUAUCAUCCUGCGCUGCCGCCAGUCACUAGAUACCCAUACGUUCCACUGGCUGAGCCCGUUAACACCAGUCCUCAGUGGUUCGACUUCCCGCACCUCACCAGACAUCCAGUUCCUGCAGUGCUACCCUUGUGGGCGUCUCAUGAGCUAAUGCAAAGCGGGACCACCCCUUGGAACCAACUGCAAACUUGUCCCUCGUCCUUGCAAUCUUCUCAUCCUCACAAAUACGAUCAUCCCGUCAUUCAUCAUUCUCUAGAAGCUCCGAAAGCCUCAAUCACCAGUCUCGACUCUGGAAUAAUGAUACCUGCGAACCUUGUGCACAGAUCUGAUACAAGAUUGCCAUGUGACGACCCCGUGCCAUGUCCGCAGUUUGAACCUGCGAUUUCGUUCAAUAAUUAUACCCAGCAUAGUGGCAAUGGCCAAAUGCGUGAAGCCACCCAUCACACGUACACCACUCAUUCAGAAUCCAGGUCUGUCUUUCGUUUGGUUAAAACUUAGUCUUCUCACGCUGUCCUUUGCCGUAGGUACGAGUGGCCAGCAGCUGAGUGGGAGCAAGCGUAUGAACCUCGAUCAUUGAUUGCCGACCCUUCUCCACCUCGUCCCAGUAACAUACUGCAUCCCAAGGGGAGUGAAUACUCGCAAGGGCACAUCGUCUAUCCCGGGCACUAUUAACAUCAACGGGUAAACAAGGGAUUCGCCGUCUUAUGUAUUUUCCAUGAUCAGUUUCAUGGCGUUUGAUGUCGAGGCCUCAGUCGAUGAUGUACUUAUCUUCUAGUUUACAUACCAUCCAUCUUAGUGUUUGCUGUAGAUCGCGGCUGUUAGAUUUUACGGUGCUUUCUGCAUGCAAUGAAGAGCUCCCUAGUUUAUAGGACUAUACAGCUGUGAUAAAUGAUCUAAAUUUCGGCUCAUUGUGAAUCACACAUG